AUGCUGCAGAGAUCGAUUCUUCUCUCUUCGGCCCUGGGCAGCGGCGCCCGCGCCCUGACCAUGCGUCAGAACGGCUGCUCCUUCCACAUCAACACCCAGGGCGACGCCAUAUCUGGCGCAGUCGGCCAGUAUCCUAGCGGGCAGACGCGCACCGGCUCCGAUGAGGAUCCUUCCAGCUUCACCAUCAACGGCGGCACGCUCACGGACGGGCAGAACAGAGGCUGCUGGUGGACGCCGCCGUCCCUCGUGCUGCAGUGCGACGUCGGCCAGAUCCCCGAUGCCGGCUUCACUAUCGGCUGCGACGGGACGGUCUCGUAUAACGGGCAGACGACAUUCUACAAUUGCGACACCGGCGCCGACGGUCGGCACAUGGUAUACCUAGGGCCCAACGGCUCUAAUUGCGGCGAGAUCACGCUGACUGCAGACGGUUGCCAGCCGGAUAGCUGCGGCGGCGCUGGCUCUGGCGGCGGUAGCGGCGGUGGCGGCUCCGGCUCCUGCCCCGGCGAUCUAGGCAACACCUACCAAUACCCACACCUGAUCAUCCCCGUCGAUAGUUCCAACCCCGACUCAGCGCCCGGAACAUCAUACUUCGGCGAAGUGUCCCCAACACUAUCCUCCGCCUACAACUUCGACAUCCCGCAAUCAUACGCCGGGAAGACUUGUACAGUCGUCUUCUACUUCCCGCACCAAUCGCAGCUGGAGACAUCUUCGUACACCUUCUCCGGCUCAGGAAACGUCGAAUGUUCGAAAUUAAGCGGUCCGGUCAAGAGCGAUACAUCCUACGCCAAUUUACCUUCCGUGGCCCAGUCGUACGGCACGCAGACUGUUACCCCGGGCAAUGCAUAUACUAUUACCAGCUUCGAGUGUCCGGCCGGUGAGGCUAUUACGCUGGGACUUAGUGGUGCCGGCGAAGAUGCCUCGACGAAUCUGAGGUAUUUCCAGGAUUAUAACCCUUGUCCUAUCGGGCUGUUUAUCACUGCGUCUUAG
This is a messenger RNA of Xylaria bambusicola, 987 nucleotides long. RefSeq names its product ubiquitin 3 binding protein But2 C-terminal domain-containing protein. The record is from RefSeq and is a predicted model, not a curated record. Lineage: Eukaryota; Fungi; Ascomycota; Sordariomycetes; Xylariales; Xylariaceae. Bases 1 to 987 code for a protein of 328 amino acids. The transcript has 2 exons.